Messenger RNA from Cannabis sativa, 786 nucleotides. RefSeq lists its product as uncharacterized. The coding region runs from base 387 to 779 and encodes 130 amino acids. The record is from RefSeq and is a predicted model, not a curated record. NCBI's taxonomy places the organism in Eukaryota, Viridiplantae, Streptophyta, Magnoliopsida, Rosales, Cannabaceae. The transcript is spliced from 2 exons.
AUUUUUUAAACCAUAAACAGAAUCUGGAAGUGGUGAAGGGGCUACUUCCACGGACAGAGGAGGAGGCAUUUGUGAGGACAAUAUCUUACAAUGGUGUGGAGAACCUGGUUGAUGAUGUUGUGGAUGACACAGAGGCUGAGGCAGGUAGUCAGGUACCAGAGACUCAGGUCCCAGACACUCAGGAAAGAGACACUCAGGCCACUGGUUCAGAACCUCAGCCCAGUGCACCAUCUUCAUCAGGCGUUCGGGGUGCCGAGUACACUGAUUUAGUGGCUCGGUUGGAUAGGAUCGAGGCUGACACUCAGGGUCUGUAUGCUGCUCAUGUCGAGCUGAAGAAGGCAUACGAGACCAGCCAUGUAGAGCUGAAGGGUGGUCAGAACGUAAUUAUGGAGCAGCUCAGACACAUAUUGGCCAUGUUGAAUCGUCCGCCAACGACAGCUUCAGCACCGGAGGCCCCAGCAGAUCCAUCUACCCCACCGCCAGCUGCUUCACCCCCAGUAGAAGAGGAUGAGGUCUUCCCCGACGAUUACGAUCCUUAUGAGGGAGCUCCAGCGACUCCGAUCGAGGCACAACCUCUUAUCCAUGUACAUGACACCGAGUCCCAGGGUGAGAUUCUGUCCAUAGAGGCACAACCUGUAGUGGUUAAGAGUCGGAAGAGGAAGAGAAAGCCUCCUGUAUGGUUCGGUGACUAUACGGAGAUGAAGAGGAGACAUAGGCCAUCUUCGACUUUUGAUCCCCUGGAGCCACCGGAUGAGAAAUUGUUAACCACUUUCCGAUAGUGGUGUG